This is a messenger RNA of Crotalus tigris (Tiger rattlesnake), 1661 nucleotides long. Its product is annotated as CD209 antigen-like. The coding region runs from base 773 to 1588 and encodes 271 amino acids. The transcript is spliced from 8 exons. The record is from RefSeq and is a predicted model, not a curated record. Lineage: Eukaryota; Metazoa; Chordata; Lepidosauria; Squamata; Viperidae.
UUCAGCCUCCAGUCCCCUGAUCAUCUUUGUUGCUCUUCUCUGCACUCUUUCUAGAGCAUGGGUGUCAAAUUUGCCAUGUCAUGAUGUAUCGUGAAUGUUCACAACUUUUCUUGCUUUGCUGGAGCUGUGGUGCACGAUGCAACCGCCCCGCGGCACCCCUGUUGUAGAGUCUCAACAUUUUUUAUUUAUUUUUUUAAUAUCGUGGUGAUCCAAGCUGGAUGCAAGACCCAGUGUGUGUGUGUCCUUCUCCUCCCAUCCAAUGAGGUCACAAUCCCACUUUCCCUUCAGCUGCAGGUUUGCUGGGGAUUGUGAAUGCUUUGCUGAGGACCCCCAGCAGCCAAUCAGCAAGCGGCCUGAGUCAAGGGCUGUUGGGUGCCCCCCAAGUGAGGACUACCAAGAAGACCAAGCGGGUGGAAGAAGCAGGGGAGAGCAAUGAAAAUCCCCAACAAAAACUUUGCUCAAGAUUCAGCAGCACAGGAGAAGAAGACAGUAAACAUAAGUGAACAAUAGCGUUGGACUUUUAACAGAAACCACAAGUAGCAGUAUCUAACAGGCAUAUAGAAAAUUUCCAGGAAAUAUACAAAUAUUUCCUAAUAGAGAAAUUUCUUAACCGUGAGAACUCAACACUGAAGGCUUUUAAGAAGGGACUGGACGACGUUUGUCCGGAAUGGUCCUGGCGGGUCACCCGCUUCAGAAGCGGGGGGGGGGGGGUUGGACUACAAGACCCCUGAGGCAGACUGCCUGCCCUGCUCUCUAGGGCCAGAAGGCAGCCAUGGCCCCGAAAAAACCAGCUGCGCCACCGCCUCCUCCGCCUCCAGCCGAAGGCGAGGAAGUGAUCCACGUGCCCAAAUUCAAAGCGAUUCCCCCAGAGGUGAAAUGGCGGGUGAUCAGACUGUUUGGAGUCUUCUGCUUCGUCGUCUUCAUCGCAGCGACGGUUGCCUAUAUUAAGUUGCUUAAUGCGCCCCCCAGUCCUUACAUAGAACCCAUGAAUUCCAUUAGGAGGACCAUGUCCAACGCCUUAAGGAAACCGGCCAUCAGUGCUCUAAGCGAUAUGGGCACUGCGGAGGAGGUGAUUCAGCUGCCAAACUACCAGGAAGAUACAGAAAAGGCUUAUCUGGAGAAGAAGAACAAGUAUCAAUCCAUCUUUAAGAAAGGCUCGGUAAAGGCUGCCACUCACUGGACGCUUUUUGGGAAGAACCUCUACUACAUAUCGAUCGGUAGAAAGACCUGGUACGACGCUCAGAACUUCUGCCUCUCCAGAGAUUCCCACAUGGUCUCCAUCUUAAAUGACGAGGAACAGAAGUUCGUCUCUUUGCAGUUCAAUGAGUCUGCCUGGAUUGGUCUAAGCGAUGAAAAUGAUGAGGGCAUCUGGCAGUGGUCCGAUGGGUCCAGAUUAACAAUACAGUUCUGGGAUGUUGGGAGUCCUACCAUCCUGAAGAAGAAUGGAGAAAUGGAGCGAGACUGCGCUUACAUAAGCCCUUCCUCUGGCGUAUUUAACUGGAAGGAUGACAAUUGCCACACACUUAAGCAAUGGGUUUGUAAGGAGAUCAUAGUGAUGGAAGAUUUAGAAUAUUUAAGCCAACCCUAAUACUUGAAGCCACCCUAGAUGUGAACACAGUUUUUGUUUUUCUCCAUCUGAAACAGUAAAAUAAUGAAAGCUC